This is a messenger RNA of Bradysia coprophila, 2832 nucleotides long. Its product is annotated as alpha-tubulin N-acetyltransferase-like. Gene Ontology annotation, cellular component: microtubule. Gene Ontology annotation, molecular function: tubulin N-acetyltransferase activity. Gene Ontology annotation, biological process: alpha-tubulin acetylation. The record is from RefSeq and is a predicted model, not a curated record. NCBI's taxonomy places the organism in Eukaryota, Metazoa, Arthropoda, Insecta, Diptera, Sciaridae.
GAGAGUUAACUUCAAGAAUAAAGCGUGUACGUAUUAAUAACUCUUCUAGGUGUAUUUAUUGUUGAUAGAAAUAGUAAAAUUAAUUGAGGAAAUUAUUAAAACUGAAGUGUUUAUGUGAAACGUAGACGUGUAUUUGAGUGAGUGUCAAACACCUGAAUCUAAAUUUUCACGGAUAAUAUUGUAAGAAAAGGAAUCAUAAGCAGCACGACAACACCAUAAUAUUCAGUAUCAUGGAGUUCAGAUUUAAUUUGGCGCCACUGUUUAAAACAGACAUCAUAAAGGUUGAUAACAAUCUUGUACCUCUAGGAUUUCACGGAGACAGGCGUACCAUAUUAGACACAACAUCUAAAAUAACCGAAAUUAUUAAUGAAAUGGGUGAAUCGUCUGCACGCGCUCAAGGCCUAACUAGGGCAGUGACUACCGCACAGAAACUUAGAAAUUCCGACCAAGUCGUUUACCUACUUCGUGAAAACAUCGGGAAAAAUGGUGCAGUCACGGGACUAUUAAAAGUUGGCACGAAAAAUUUAUAUGUUUUCGAUCCGAAUGGAGAAACAAAACAAGUGUCCGCACCGUGUGUGCUCGACUUUUAUGUGCAUGAAUCACGACAGCGAUCAGGACUUGGUAAACAAUUAUUUCAAACAAUGUUGGAUUCGGAGGGAAUCAAUCCAACGAAACUGGCUAUUGAUCGACCAUCCGAGAAAUUGGUUGGUUUUCUAAAGAAACAUUACGGUCUUGAGAGAACAAUACCCCAAAUGAACAACUUCGUUGUUUAUGAAGGAUUUUUCAGCGCAUCACAACUUCCACAACAACUGGAUGAUCGAAGAUUAAAUAUAACUGCCAGUCCUAACACCGCUUUAUUCGGGCCUCAUUUUAUUAGUGACGAAAGUGCGAAGCGAAAUAUUCGGUCAAAAACUAGUUCGCCGUGUCUACCAGCUAUACAAAAUGCUCCAAUUGGACGAUUCGGAGCGGGACGACCAACUUGCAGCAUGAAUCAGAUAAUUCAUAAUACACCUUCAACGACGGCGAUGGCGUCUGAACCAAAUAGUCCCCGCGUCGACUAUAUCAUCCACCACGAUGACUACGUUGACGAUGAUCUAAUUUGUCAUCACAACAUGGACGAAAAAAUUCAAGUCGAAAUCGAAGAGAAACUUGAUGAAAUGAUUCAAAAUGUGAACAACAUUGAUCUGAACAUUGAACCCGUACGCGAAAAGGAAUUUAAAGAAGUUAAAUUCGAAGAACAGGUCAAUGUUAAAGAGUUCGUCGAACCGAUUCACAUUAAAAAACCCAAUCAUUUUCCAUUGUCGAAACAGCAUACCGGCUUAAAGAACAUAUCGUACAAUGUGGGUGCCGCUGUAUCACCCACCGACAAAAUGGAAUUCGAUCAAGAAGAGCCGGAAAGUUUCGGAGUUUUGAAAAUCAAUCGACCGAUCGGUAAGACAUUACAAGUUGACAAUACCGAUGCUGUGUCGACAUUGUCCAACGGAUCGGAAGGACUAACCGAUCAAGGAUAUUUUGAUUUGAAAUUUUAUCACAAUAAAUUGUGGUAGACGUCAAUUUAGAUAAAAUUUGAUUUAAAUUUAGACUAGCAAUGCAAUAUAAUCUUAUCAGUAUAGAGAGGAGUCUUCGUACGCAGUGCAAUAGUGUUUGAAAUUCGAGAACGAAAAUGAUUUACAUUAGAAGGAGUCAAAUAGGGAACGUUUGUAAAGAUUUUUUUAUAUAAAAAUUCAAUAGUUUUUAGUAAAUAAUAACUGUUCAUUCCCGGGCGUCGCCAUUCAAGUCGUUGAAUAAAUUAAACGAAAAAAUAUUAAUUCUAAUGGAAGAGCAUAACGCUCAUAUCGACUUACGGUUAUUCAAUUUAUAUUCGUAGUUUUUCAAAAUUCUCGCUGGCUUUUUGGCGUGUCCCGUUAGUGAACUUAAAUGUAUUUGAUAUACGACGUAAGAGCCGUAAUUCGCGUGCAUUAUAAUUUAAUUGUAUUCGUCAAUGAACCAAUGCAAUAACGUGCAAUAAUCAUAAGUAAACCAGAAUAGGUACCUUAAAUCAGCAUUUUUAACUUAAACUAAUUUUAUUAGCUUUAUUCUUUUACAGACGGUCAUGUCAUCGGUUUAUGAUAGACAUGACACUGGUACUGAUUCCAUGCAUACAAAGUUUGAUUGUUUAAAAACAGCUUGUUGAAAUGACUUAUAGAUCAUAAAAAAGUAGAAGAAUCGAGCAUACAGGUGACAUACUAGCCGUCUGUGAAAGAUUAAAGAGUUACAACAACUACUUGAUACCGGCACCAAACCGGGACGAAAAUCUUUAUUUAAAAAAAAGAAAGAUUUGAUCUGUACAAUUUAGAUGUAAAUUGUGUAAAAUGGCUUUUGCAAAAGCUUCAACCGUUAUUAGCAGUGUGCAAUAAUCAAAGAUUUAUUUUUAGCUUUGCACCGUUUUAAGUAAUCAUUUGAUUUUACAAUUAAUUUCUUUGUUUUUCGUUGUUGUUAUCAGUGAAUGUUAAAUAAAAUUAAAAUCUCAUUUACAUAUAUUUACAGCGCACCAUUUGAAUCAAAAUUCCGAAAUUAUAUGAUCUAAAAACACACAAAGAAAACCUAAGUAAUGUGAAAUUAUUUAUUGUGAGAAUUAUUAAGAUGUUUAAAUGUAUAGGAUUUUUAGUUGAUUUUGUUUUAUUUUUUCCUAAUUCUUUGAUCCUAAUUUAUUAUUAUGUAACAAAUUGAAGAAUUGCAAACGCUGAAUUCAUUGUUUCAUUUUAAAAAUGGCAUUCACAAAAAUGGCAUGUAAUUUCUUGGAAAAUUCAAAGUAAUAAAAUUACAAAAUAUUUAUUGAACAGAUCGUCAUAA